Molecule: messenger RNA, 981 nt
Organism: Phascolarctos cinereus (koala)
Lineage: Eukaryota; Metazoa; Chordata; Mammalia; Diprotodontia; Phascolarctidae
Gene: EEF1AKMT3
Product: EEF1A lysine methyltransferase 3
Cellular component (GO): cytosol; protein-containing complex
Source: RefSeq, a predicted model, not a curated record
UUCCGCCUCCCGAGAGUACAGCAACCUAGUGGGUUGGGAAUGCCAGGGGUCUGACCUCCCCUUCCUCCUAGUGGGAUACAGCAGGGUCUCACUCCUGCCUGGCCACGUGGAAGCCACCCCUUCCUCUAGAUCUUGGCCGGCGUCCAGAGGAGUCCCUCUGUGGGCUCGUGCUCGACUCCCCGAGACAUUCUGUCCGGGAUGUCGGAGUCAGACUCCGAACUGGAGUCGGAGUCCGUGUUCCCUCAGGAGGACGGGCUCUUCGCUGAUUCUUACACAGAAGAGACUCAGUUCCACUUCUGCGGUCAUGUGCUGAGCAUCAAACAGAGCUUCGGGGCUCGGCUUGGGGUGGCUGCGCCUGUGUGGGAAGCGGCGCUGAGCCUAUGCAGUUACUUCGAGAGGAAAAAUCUCGACUUCCGAGGCAAGAAGGUGAUUGAGCUGGGCGCGGGGACUGGCAUCGUGGGCAUUCUGGCAGCUCUGCAAGGGGGAGAUGUCACUAUCACUGAUCUGCCUCUGGCCCUGGAGCAGAUUCAGGGAAACGUUCAAGCUAACAUACCAGUUGGUGGCCGAGCACAGGUCCGCGCUUUGUCCUGGGGACUGGACCAGGGUGUGUUUCCUGAAGACUAUGACUUGGUGUUAGGGGCUGAUAUCGUGUAUCUGGAGCCCACCUUUCCACUGCUCCUGGGCACCCUUAGACAUCUCUGUGGACCAAAUGGCACCAUCUAUCUGGCCUCCAAGAUGAGGGAAGAGCACAGGACAGAGAGUUUCUUUCACGAUAUGUUACCACAGCAUUUUCAGUUGGAGCUGGCACAGCGGGAUGAGGAAGAGAACAUUAACAUAUACAGGGCUACACACAGGGGAGGCUGAAGACUCCCCUGUGCCUCCACAUCCAGUUCUUUCUCACUUCUGCCCACACACAUUCUUCUGAUCUGUCUUCUUCCUCUUGGUAUUGGAAAGAGGUGAAGAGUAUUAGCCUAUAGAGAA